AUGAAGCUCUCCUUCGACUUCGCCUUCCCCCUUCUGACUUCGGCGGUCCGCAAACGUGUUGCCACUACUCAACGCAGUCUACAGCGGCCAAGCCUCUUCCCUCACGUCCUAGGAGGUGGUCGACCCCUCAGGCCGAGGUCAAGCUUGGAACAGGCUCAUCGCGGCCAAGAAGAAGACGCUGCUGAAGCGGACGUCCCGAUCCGAUCGCCUGAGCGAGUUCCAGUCCGAGAUACUGGCUCGCCUGUUUCUCGAGAGCGUUGCAGCGCAGACGGCCCAUCGCUGCGACGGCCAGAAGCACGGGAGGGAUGGAUCGCGCUUGUACAGGAAGAUUUUGACGACGUUGAGCCUGCCGACCGGCUCAGAGUCUGGGAGAACUUCAUCGUCUCGGCCGAGAAGGAAACUCUGCUCCAGCAGCAGGCGGCGAAACUCGAUCGCCUCAGCGAGUUCCAAUCCGAGACGCUGGCUAGGCUGUUCCUUGAGCGCGUCGAGGCGCAGACUGCCCAUCGUUGCGACGGCCAGUGCGGCACGCACUAUUGCGUCGGCGAGCGCCACACAGAGCUCGUGGCUGCCGCGCACGACCCGAGCGAUGAGUUCGCAGAGCGGACAGUGUCCUGCGCACAGUACUACGGAGAGGGAAGGUGCAUGAGCUGCACAGCUCAGCGCUACGUUGAGGGCGAGUUCGCCAGGGACCUCUGGGCCCAGGCGAUCAGCGACAUUCAGCGUCGCGACAGCGCCAAGGCCGCACCUGGCCGCUCCAUCUCGCUGGCUGAGUCAUCUACGACGACGAACGAGGCCAUGGUUGACAGCAUACUCGAGUGGCUGGCUGGCGGGCCACCAUUGAGCGAGCUUGACAACACGUGCCUCCUUGAUGUCAAGAAGGUCUCGGCCGUCCGCCAGAAGUACGAGAACCUCCGCAACCGCCGAUACGCGAUGCGCGAGAGCCUUGAUCUGCGUCGUCAGGUCUUUCUCGAGGACGACGGCGCGCCCGCCGCCGCCGCUUACCACAAGCUUGGCGAAGUCGAGAUAGUACCUACUUGGUACAAUCUCGCCAAGGGCGGCGGGCACGGUCGCGGCAUAGAUGUUGUCAUCGGCAGCAUCUACCUGACCAACCAAGGGCACGACGGCAAUGCCCUCAAGCCGCUCCUGGACGCCGGUCAAGGCCUCGAGGUCAUCAGUCUCGAGGAGGCUUGCGAGGAGCUCUACGCCAACCCGGGUCCCGAGCACCUGCUCCUGCGCAGCAAGCCGGAGGAGAGCAGGUCGAUCGUCGACCUCAUCGACCAGUACGAUCCGGCUCCGGGCGAGGAUGACGCCGUGCUCGAGCUGCUGGAGUACUCGGACACGUUCGUAGAGGAGCACAACGCCGGCUUCCCGACCGUGUUCUGGCCCGAAGCCGAGGAGGAAGACGUAUGGCGGUUGGCGGUUAGAGUGUUGUGCCGAGCGGAGGAAGAUUGUGACUACAUCUUCCCGCCGUCGGAUAAGAACGGGCCGGCCGGCGAGCAUCCUCUCCGGCCUGGAGAUCGACUUCGUCCCGCCCCGCAUGGUCUUCGGCGCCCGACGCUGCUCGCGCACACGGUUCACCACGCGCCGUUCGACCUGGGCUUUGCCUCCGCCAUGCCGACCUCCCUGGCAGACUACGACGAGGCCAAAGUCAGUGCGAGGGUAGAACUUCGGCUGGAGAACCGCCUGGUGCGGUCCUGGCGCCUCCCCGUGCUCGUCAGCAUGCUGCGCAGCGCAGGAGGUUGUCGACGGCGCGGCGGCGUGCGAGCUUCCGGUGGAGCUGUUGCCAUUCAGCCUCGCCGACGACGUCGAGAGAGAGUACCGAUUCAAUGGUCUCUCGGCGACAGAGCUUUCGGUGCGCUUCGACGUCGAGCUCGACACCUACGUCGCCUUCCCUUCGGCCAUGGUUCAGCGCCGCAAAGAGCCCAAGGACAGGUAGAGUGGGUCACUCGUCCUGGAUUGACGCUUACUCUACCAGGACUGCCCGAGGAGACGACGGAGCGGCUGAGCACGGCGUACACUGUCGUUGGUUUGCGCCACCUGCUCAUGGCCAAGGGCGCUCCCUCCGAGGGGCCCAAGGCUGAGCUCAGUCGCAAGCUCGCCGAGUUUCAGGACGGACCGGAUCUCGACCUCGUCGAGCCGUCAUCCAGCCUGGAUUUCAUCGAGCUGAUGGAAACCUACCCGCGCCGAGCAUGUUCCGUCGGCGAGGCUCGAGGAGCGAGUUCUUCUCGCGAGCGUGGGCUCGCUACGUCUGGUCGACGCUCGUAUCGAGGCUGUGCUGAGGAGCACCGAGGUCGUUUUGCGAAGACACGCCAGCAAGUGCAUGCUCGGCUCUCGCUCGUCGUGUUUGACGAAGCGGGCUGCGCUACCGAGCCGGAUCCCCUCGGUGUCUUGCAACUCCUCGCUGCGCUGUUCGUGCUGAUCGGCGACCACCAGCAACUUCCACCCCUCGUGACUUCGCGCACUGCCGCCGGCGUCGGUUACCAGCGCAGUACUUUCCAGCGUUUGAUUGAGCGUGGAAGCUAUCUAAUCUUCCUGAACGAAAGCGCGUACCACGACCGCCUUCUCAGCGCCGACUUGCAAUGGCUUAACCCUCGCAAGACGGCUGUUCGCCAUCGGCAUUGGGCGCUGGGGCCGGUCUCCUUCGUGAUGACUCAGUCCCACCAUGAGAAGGUUGGAUUGUCCGUCGCGAACAAGGGCGUGGCCAACGUUGCUGUGCAGCUUAUCGUUGCUCUCGACGCGAUCGCCUCGGCGCACGACCUGCCAGCUCCGGUCUCGGUCCAGAUUAUCUCCGCGUACCGCGGCCAGCUGCAGUGCGUCAAGGACAAGCCGAGCCAGCGAUUCCUCAGGGGUCCGGAAGGGUGGCUGGUCGGCUCGCUCGUCGUCAACGUGUCGACGGACGAUUCCUUCCAGGGCCAGGAAGCGGAUGUUGUGGUCGUGUCGACGACACGCCACUCCACGCCGACCUCCUCGCCGGGAUUCCUGGACGAUCUGGCACGAGCCAACGUGGCGCUGUCCAGAGCGCGUAAGAGCCUGGUGAUCCUUGGUGACCCCGUCAUCUUGCGCAGACUGCCAGCUUGGUCCACUGCGCUGCACUCCGCAGAGGGCUACGGUCGACUUGAGUCACCAUCGCAAGUCCAGGCCACGAGCGCGGUCUCGCGGGGCGCUGUCGCCCAACAAGCAAUGUGUUGGACUCGAUUCGGCUGGCAGGAGGGAGCAUUCUCGGGCAGGAAUGGGUGGGGGUUAAUGGCAAGCAGUGGCUACCGAUCCUGUCCUCACCUCUUGACACGCAGCACUCGUCGCGUGCCGAUCAGCUCACAUCAGCCGUUCACCCGUUCCGGAUCUGGUUCACUUUCCGACGCCUUGUGCCAGGCUGACAAGAACAGUCAAGCACCUGACCUCGGUCAUGGCGCGCUGUCUUGCCACUCCGCGUGUCUAUCGUGUGGUUCGUUUGUCACCCUCUCUCUCUUCGUGCGAAACGGCGCAGACGAAGGUCAGCGGGAACUGCGCCGAUACUUGGAGGAGUGA
Molecule: messenger RNA, 3525 nt
Organism: Trichosporon asahii var. asahii CBS 2479
Lineage: Eukaryota; Fungi; Basidiomycota; Tremellomycetes; Trichosporonales; Trichosporonaceae
Exons: 11
Coding region: 1-3525 (1174 amino acids)
Molecular function (GO): helicase activity
Source: RefSeq, a predicted model, not a curated record